GUGGCGGCGGCGGCAGCAGCGGGUUCGGUUGCGCGUGGCGCACGGGGUGGGAGCGGAGCCCAGGCCGGGAGCAGGCGCCGCCGCCAGCGACCAUGGGGAACGUGUUGGCCGCUAGCUCGCCACCCGCAGGGCCGCCGCCUCCUGCGCCGUCCCUCGUGGGGCUACCGCCGCCACCGCCUUCGCCUCCGGGCUUUACGCUGCCGCCUCUCGGAGGCGGGUUGGGCGCGGGGGCCAGCGCGGGUCGAGGUUCAGAACGGACUCCUGGGGCUGCAGCCGGCAGCGCCGCAGGGGCCGCGGACGAUGGGGCCUGCGGCUGCCUUCCCAACCCCGGCACGUUCGAGGAGUGCCACCGGAAGUGCAAGGAGCUGUUUCCCAUUCAGAUGGAGGGCGUCAAACUUACAGUCAACAAAGGGUUGAGUAACCGUUUCCAGGUGAACCACACGGUAGCCCUCAGCACAAUUGGGGAGUCCAACUACCACUUCGGGGUCACCUACGUGGGUACAAAGCAGCUGAGUCCCACUGAGGCAUUCCCCGUGCUAGUGGGUGACAUGGACAACAGUGGUAGCCUUAAUGCUCAGGUCAUCCACCAGCUGAGCCCAGGCCUCAGGUCCAAGAUGGCCAUUCAGACCCAGCAGUCGAAGUUUGUGAACUGGCAAGUGGACGGGGAGUACCGGGGGUCUGACUUCACGGCUGCUGUCACCCUAGGGAACCCAGAUGUCCUAGUGGGUUCAGGAAUCCUUGUGGCUCACUACCUGCAGAGCGUCACGCCGUGCCUGGCCCUGGGUGGAGAGCUGGUCUACCACCGGCGGCCAGGGGAGGAAGGCACCGCCAUGUCUCUAGCCGGGAAGUACACACUGAACAACUGGCUGGCAACAGUGACGCUGGGCCAGGCAGGCAUGCACGCGACAUACUACCACAAAGCCAGCGACCAGCUGCAGGUGGGUGUGGAGUUUGAGGCCAGCACAAGGAUGCAGGACACUAGUGUCUCUUUCGGGUACCAGCUGGACCUGCCCAAGGCCAACCUCCUCUUCAAAGGCUCUGUGGACAGCAACUGGAUUGUGGGCGCGACGCUGGAGAAGAAGCUCCCGCCCUUGCCCCUCACGCUGGCCCUGGGCGCCUUCCUGAACCACCGCAAGAACAAGUUCCUGUGCGGCUUCGGCCUGACCAUCGGCUGAGCCUGCUGCCCUCAGGCCCUUCCUCCUGUGGACCCCACCCGCGCCCCUCCUUCCCUCCCUCCCGGGUCGGGGGCAGCGGGAAGGAGGGGCCCAUCACCCCAGCAGAGCCAAGGAGGAGAUCCUGGAACCGAGGGGACUUCGGGAUUCCGAGCACCAGGGAGGGGAUUCUGGAAGGUUCCAAGCGCCAGGGCAGAGGCGGCCGGACAACCUCAGGGAGGAGUGUCAUGGCUUGCCCAGCCUCCACAAAGGGCCCCGCGGAGCCGGCCCAGGGCAACGAGAGGAGCUCCCGUCCCGCCAGCCCGCCCCGUCCACCUUCCCUGCUUCCCCUCGGUAUGAAUCAUGUUUAUAAGUUAUGAAAGAACCGGGACAUUUUACAGAAAAAAGAGAAAAAGCAAAAAAUAUAUAUGGAAAAAAAAAAAAAAAACCCGGAUGGAGGCCUUCGUUUUCUCCAGUGUCCCGAGAGCAUUUCAGCCCCUGCCUGUCUGCCUGGUUUCCCCGCCGCCGCCGGCAGGGGGCGCCGAGGGCCGCAGGACCAGGACUUAGGGUUAGCGCCUGGCCCAGGAUCCCAGCGUCCCCUGACUUCUGCCCUGCGG
Molecule: messenger RNA, 1768 nt
Organism: Castor canadensis (American beaver)
Lineage: Eukaryota; Metazoa; Chordata; Mammalia; Rodentia; Castoridae
Gene: Tomm40
Product: translocase of outer mitochondrial membrane 40
Biological process (GO): protein import into mitochondrial matrix
Cellular component (GO): mitochondrial outer membrane
Molecular function (GO): transmembrane protein transporter activity
Source: RefSeq, a predicted model, not a curated record